UAGAGGGGCCGGGGAGGGGAAAAAAAUAAGGAGAUUGGUAGAUUGAGUGGCUAGAGAAGUCGGAGGUAAGUGGCUGUAGAAAUCGGGCGUACCCGGAAUACUGCGGAAUCGGGACCAUGACUUAUGCUUAUCUCUUCAAGUACAUCAUCAUCGGGGACACAGGUGUGGGGAAGUCAUGUCUCCUCCUGCAGUUUACAGACAAGCGGUUCCAGCCUGUCCACGACCUCACAAUAGGUGUGGAGUUUGGGGCCCGCAUGGUCAACAUUGAUGGAAAACAAAUCAAACUGCAAAUCUGGGAUACGGCUGGGCAAGAAUCCUUCCGUUCUAUCACCCGUUCCUACUACAGGGGAGCAGCUGGAGCACUGCUGGUGUAUGACAUUACAAGGCGUGAAACCUUCAACCACCUGACCUCAUGGUUAGAGGAUGCCCGCCAGCACUCUAGCUCCAAUAUGGUUAUCAUGCUGAUUGGGAAUAAAAGUGACCUAGAGUCCCGCAGGGAUGUGAAGAGAGAGGAAGGAGAGGCCUUUGCUCGGGAGCAUGGACUUAUAUUCAUGGAAACUUCAGCCAAAACAGCCUGCAAUGUUGAAGAGGCCUUCAUUAACACAGCCAAAGAAAUAUAUAGGAAGAUCCAGCAGGGUUUAUUUGAUGUCCACAAUGAGGCAAAUGGCAUCAAGAUUGGGCCCCAACAGUCAAUUUCAACAUCACUGGGACCCAGCGCUUCCCAGCAGAACUGUCGUGACAUAGGGUCGGACUCUGGCUGCUGCUGAACAUCUGACCUGAACUCUUUGGGUUUUUUUUCCUUUUCUUCCUGGAACAGCUUCAGAUCAAUAGGCUUAAAGCAAGAGGUCUUACUUGCUUUGGCUGAGAGCAGCCUCUUUUCAAGGUGUGAUAUUUUGCUUUUCCACUUAAAGAACAGGGGAGAAUUUGGCCCUUACUGACCUGUCCUUCUUUAGGGACAUGAACAUUCCCUAUAGAUUGGGGCUCUUUUCAUCCUUGUUGUAAUGUGUAAAAUGUUAGGAUCAAAGUUGAUUGUCAUUGUAGUUCAAAAAUAAAACCAUUUUAUAAGCAUAUAUAAUAUGCUUCCCACCAAGAAUUAGUAGCAAGGGCCAAAUAUAUUCUGCUUGAACACUUGAGAUGACCAGGAUCUAGCUGGCUUUAGGAUAUUAGAUCUGCUACAUAGGAAUUUCAUUGUUUUUUAACUUCUUUGCUUGGGGGGUUCACUUGCCACUUUGAACAAGUCCUUGCAGAAGGCAGUUCCUUGUACUUCUCAAAGGAAGCUGAGUGCUUCUCUACUAUUCCAUUGCUGGUUUCUGUCUCUUACCAAACUUGAGAGAAGUGGAUUUGGUCCUGGACCCGUGGCCACUUAUCCUUACCUAAAGAAAACAUUCAUUCUCUAUUCAUUUUGUUUAUGGACCAGAUCUAACAUUGCAGGGUCUUUCACUGAAUGGACCUCUACUGUUUCAUCACACUCACUUCUUAACUAGAUGUAUUUGGACUCUAUAAUCAAGCUUAUUUGCUUACUGAACAUGGUAUAUUUAUUCCUAUUUCUGUACCUUUGCACAUGCCCUACUUUCUACUAACACUAUACUUUAAACAAGUCCAACAUUUUUUCCUUUAGGAAGCCUUCAGUGACUCUCCUAGGGACUUCUUAGCAAUUAUUGACAUAGUACCCCUUAGCCUUCUUAUGUUGGAUAUUCAUAUGUAUAUUUAUAUGUAUGUAUGUUAUUUUGUAAAUAUAUUUUAUAGUAGUUUUAUGUGUAGAAUUUGUCUCCUCAUGUAGGUUGUAAGCUCUGUAGAGCAGGAUCCAUGUCACUCCUUUACUUUUAUAAACCACUUCCCUCACCACUUCUUCACAGGUGCCUAGUGCUACUCAUGAUGUGAUUGUAGAAUUUGACUGACAUACUUAAAAACUUAAGGCUUAUUUUAGACUUUAGAGGAAACAAAAGGCCUUAGAGUCAUCUCUCUGUAAUUCCUACUCUCUUCCAUCUAUUUACCCUGGGUUAUAUAUUCUUUUCCUUUCCUGACUUUCUCUGGCUCAUAGCCUCCAUUCUGUGCAGCAUUCAGUGAGGCUGCUUGCUACCAAGCAUUCAGAUAACUGGUUGCUUCUCCAGCCCUUCUCCUUUUCAGAUCAUAUAAUACUAUCCUAGUGAUAUUUGCCUUUGCUUUUGCUCAUCAUAUUUCCUUCUGGUUCAGUUGCUUUUUUCCUUGAUAUCUCACCUUCUUCCACAGCACUGAGGUCUCAUGAAUUUUUAUAAUUUUUUGUUGUUAAUGAAUUGUUUCAUUAUUAAAUAUAUGCAUGUAUCCAA
Sciurus carolinensis (gray squirrel) is the source of this 2306-nucleotide messenger RNA. It is a transcript of the gene Rab2b, whose product is annotated as RAB2B, member RAS oncogene family. The coding region runs from base 117 to 767 and encodes 216 amino acids. Gene Ontology annotation, molecular function: GTPase activity; GTP binding. Lineage: Eukaryota; Metazoa; Chordata; Mammalia; Rodentia; Sciuridae. The record is from RefSeq and is a predicted model, not a curated record. Gene Ontology annotation, cellular component: Golgi apparatus. The transcript is spliced from 8 exons.